UUCAGAAUACAGCGACCGUACAGGCCGGGGGGUCAUCAUCAUCAUCAUUAUUAUUCAUCGCCCCCCAUCCAUCGCGCAUCAUUGCCGCACAUAAAAAUAAAAGCUUAAAUUCGACGCAACCCCAUUUUCUCUCCAUUAAACCACUCUCUUCAUUCAUUUCAUCUUCAUCUCACGCUCACCAAGAAGAAGAAGACCUAAAACUCAAUUCAAAAAGGAAUUCUCCAGGAACUCUAAUCUAGUUGCAGAGGAAGAAAGAUGUCGUGGCAAGUCUAUGUCGAUGAUCACUUGAUGUGCGAGAUCGAGGGUAAUUUCCUCACUUCUGCUGGUAUCCUCGGUCAGGACGGCUCUGUUUGGGCUCAGAGCCCUGCUUUCCCUCAGGUUAAACCUGAAGAAGUAAAUGGGAUUAUGAAGGAUUUUGAGGAGCCUGGAACCCUUGCUCCAACUGGAUUGUACGUUGGUGGGACCAAAUACAUGGUUAUUCAAGGAGAACCAGGGACUGUUAUUCGGGGGAAGAAGGGACCAGGUGGUAUAACCAUUAAGAAGACCGGCAUGGCUUUGAUCAUUGGAAUCUAUGCUGAACCCAUGACUCCUGGUCAGUGCAACAUGAUUGUGGAGAGGUUGGGCGAUUAUCUUGUUGACCAGGGCUAUUGAGUUUGUCGGUAUAAAUAUUGGCCUUCUCAUGGACAAAGUUUGUGUGUGCCUCAAAGUUGAAAGUGAAGGACGUAGUAUUUUCUUGUACUAUUUAACUAUCUUAAUCAUUGUAUUUUAUUUUGUCUGGUGAUAAAGCUGAUUUUCUCCGUUCUUUUUGAAAUGGAUAAUGCUAUUUAUACCUAAAUGGAAGGGAUUGGUUUGCUAUAUUUUGGCUGUCCGAUUGCCACUUGUUUUGUUUUAGGAAAAGCUUUUAGUGUAGUUGUAAUUUCCCCUGAUUGAUUGGUAUCCUCUCUCCGGUUGGAUGCCAUGGGAUCCUCUCCUUCUUAGGUUUUUGCGGCCAGAACUGGUAGAGGACCUCUCAACGAGGACUAGGCGAUUCUAUGUAUGCGUUUCUUAUACUUGGAAAACAAAAUUGAAACUAGACAUGAUACGGGGUACCGAUGAUAGUGAACUUGGUCAAUGUCCAUUGCAAAUGAAUUUAGACAUGAUCUAAUUACUCUCAGAAUGUCCUGUUGGAUUGACGAUGCUUUAAGAGGAUGUUUUAGAAUAUAAAUCUAUCAUCUGGGAACGAUUGGAUUUAAAGAAGUUGUAAAUGCAGGCUUGCAGCAACAAAAAGAAAGUUAAAGAAUACCUGAGGGUCGUUAUAUUAAAUCGUUGUGGAACAAUACAAAUUAUCAUAACCUAUUGUCUAUUUGAAUCAUCUUGCAAAAUCAAGUUUAAAAAUAAACAAUACCCCUAUAAAAGAAAGCUUAUCUCAUGAAUUCAUCUGAAUGGCUACAAUUUUAGGACUUCUCAAUCACGUCUAUGAUUCAUUCUAUCAAGGAGAAUUUGAAUAAGCGAUCAGAGUAAGGUGUUUUUAUUGGGCAUUUGUACAAAUUUAUUAUUAUUAUUAUUAUUAUUAUUAUUAAUUUUUUUAAAAAAAGAAAAACUUUUGGAAGUUGAAAAAAGCCAAAUAAA
Oldenlandia corymbosa var. corymbosa is the source of this 1608-nucleotide messenger RNA. Lineage: Eukaryota; Viridiplantae; Streptophyta; Magnoliopsida; Gentianales; Rubiaceae. The record is from the annotation of a GenBank genome assembly.